This is a messenger RNA of Hibiscus syriacus, 620 nucleotides long. RefSeq names its product 30S ribosomal protein S10, chloroplastic-like. Gene Ontology annotation, biological process: translation. Gene Ontology annotation, molecular function: RNA binding; structural constituent of ribosome. The transcript is spliced from 6 exons. NCBI's taxonomy places the organism in Eukaryota, Viridiplantae, Streptophyta, Magnoliopsida, Malvales, Malvaceae. The record is from RefSeq and is a predicted model, not a curated record. Gene Ontology annotation, cellular component: small ribosomal subunit; ribosome; mitochondrion. Bases 32 to 598 code for a protein of 188 amino acids.
UUCUUCUCCAUCUAAAAGAUUGAAAUUUGCAAUGGCUGUAUCAUCAAUCUCUUCAACACUGUUCCCUCCUUUAACAAUCCCAAAUUCUCCUUCACCCAACCAGGGCUCACAUUUCAUGUCGGCUUCGCCACUCUCUGUCGACCCCAUGAAGCUCCCCAAUUGUUCCAUCAAGCUUUCACAGUCCACCAUUAAUGUUUUUGCCGCCCCUGAAGAUUUGGUAGAGACUUCCGAGGUUGGAGGAUCUGAGGUGCUCGUUUCUUCAUCAGUUAGCGUAGAAGCGGACAAGGCGGCACCUAAGCAGAAGAUUAGGAUUAAACUCCGGUCAUACUGGGUCCCCUUGAUCGAGGACUCGUGCAAGCAGAUUCUGGAUGCCGCUCGAACGACCAAUGCCAAGACGAUGGGACCUGUGCCAUUACCAACCAAGAAGAGGAUCUAUUGCGUCCUUAAAUCCCCACACGUGCACAAAGAUGCAAGGUUCCACUUCGAGAUUCGGACACACCAGCGCCUUAUCGAUAUCCUAUACCCAACAGCGCAAACGAUUGAUUCAUUGAUGCAACUUGACCUUCCCGCCGGGGUCGAUGUGGAAGUCAAGCUCUGAAGAAGCCAUGGAUGGUAACUUU